This is a messenger RNA of Arabidopsis lyrata subsp. lyrata, 1508 nucleotides long. Its product is annotated as glycine-rich protein 2. The transcript is spliced from 3 exons. The record is from RefSeq and is a predicted model, not a curated record. Bases 1 to 831 code for a protein of 276 amino acids. Lineage: Eukaryota; Viridiplantae; Streptophyta; Magnoliopsida; Brassicales; Brassicaceae.
AUGAAGAGAGCUCGAAGACAAAAUCUUUACGUGCCAACUAAAUAUGAGGUGUUGAUAGUGAUGUCCAUCCUCAAUACAGCUCCACCGCUUGGCAUGCGAAGUAGCAUAUCUUUUCAUACGAGCAAACUUGUAAACUCAAUUGCAUGGUACGUAGUAAACAUGAAUACGAAAACGUUAAUAGUAUGGUUUCUUUUGUUAGCGGCUGUUGUUGUAGCUGUCGCUGCAGAGACUUCCGUGGAUGACAAGAAACAAGGUGAAAAGCAAGUAGAGAUACCAACCGUAGAAGGGAAAAACGACGACGCUAAGGAUACUCUCAAUCAAGGAGACGUUGGCGUUGAGGCUACGGUUGAGAAAGAGGAAGAAAACAGUUAUGAAGUUGAUCAAGGAGGAGGAGGAUGGAAAGGAGGCGGUGGCCGAGGAGGUGGGGGAUGGAAGGGAGGUGGUGGCCGAGGAGGUGGGGGAUGGAAGGGAGGCGGUGGCCGAGGAGGUGGGGGAUGGAAGGGAGGCGGUGGCCGAGGAGGUGGAGGAUGGAAAGGAGGCGGUGGUCGAGGAGGUGGUGGUGGAGGCGGUGCUGAGUUAGACACCGUAGAAAUAGAUAGUGCGUCAGAUGAUGAUGUACAAAAUUAUGGCGGAGGUUGGGGAGGCGGCGGACGAGGCGGAGGUUGGGGAGGCGGCGGACGAGGCGGCGGAGGUUGGGGAGGCGGCGGACGUGGCGGCGGAGGUUGGGGAGGCGGCGGACGUGGCGGCGGAGGUUGGGGAGGCGGCGGACGUGGCGGAGGUGGAGGACGAGGGGGAGGAUGGAAAGGCGGCGGUGGCGGCGGAGGAUGGUAGAGUAAUCGACCGUCUGGUCUCUACUCAACUGAAAACCAAAUAUUAUGAGUAAGAGUAUGCAAAUAGUGAACUAUAAUAAAUAAAUAACGUCUCAUGCACGGUUUACCGAUGCAUUAAGCCACCGCACGUAGCCUAGCCCAAAGCUUAAAUGUCAUGUAAUUAAGUUAUAUAUUGCUCUUCGUAUAAUCAAUAUAUCUUCUUAAUGUUGAGCUAAUGUCAGGAUUUUGUUCUAAGUUUUAAUUCACUUAUCUUUCACAUUCGUACACACAAAAUAAAGAUUGAAAUAAUAUUUGAUCAUACCGAAUUUUUUUUUUUUUUGAAAUGAUCAUACCGAAUUUUGUGUGUUCAAUUAUCAUGUGUAAGAUAUAUAUACACAUAUUACCGAAUAUCUUAUUAGCUUUUAGAGAGAUGUAGAAAUACACAAUAAUAUGUUCACAUCUCUUUAUAAAAUCAUACAUUUUAAGAUUUUUAAGCCGACAAUAUUAAAAUAUGCUUUCUUGUCAUGAAGUACUGAGUUUCAAGAAAGAAAACCAUAGAAUUUUGAAUGUCACAAAUCAUUUCCACAGUUUCUUGUAUAAAUUACCAAUCAUGCUAACAAAUCUUAAAACCAAACAUUAUUGUUAUUGCUCAUCCAAGUACAACAUUUUCUGCUACAAGCCUACAAGUAGUUGGAGAAG